AUGGCGGACGGUAUCGUUAUCGCCGAGCAUGGACGGUCCAUCUGGGGCUCCGGCUCCUCCACGCACGUGGUGGAGUCAUACGAGGAGGAGGAGUGGGAGUGCGCAGGCUUGGAACCCUUCUUCUUCGACGUGGCGGAGGCGGUGGCGGACCAUGAGAGGCGGAUGCAGAUUGAGCAAGAGAAUGAGCAAGAGAAGGCGCGCCUGGAGGAUCUGCGCAAACAGAGGAGGCAGGCCUAUGAUCGGAGCCGUGAUUACGAUCCCAAGCAGGGUGGCCGCUACAUGACCCGCUGCUUCUUCUACGACUUCCUCCAAUUCGACGUCGACGAGGAGUCAAGCCUUGGACCAGUGAGAUACACCGAUAAGACCCAAUCGCUGACCUUGGAGGGCCCAAAGCGAGGACUCGUAUUGUUAGAUGAUCUAUUCAUUGAGAUCGAUCUGAAGAUAAAAGAUGUUCGACAAAAGAGUGCUCAACGGGGUAGGGACAGAGAACUCAGUAAAGGAUUUGUAAGGAUCAAGGGCACUGGUCGGAUCCUUGAGAAAUCCCUUGUUGAAAGUAAAUAUCUUGCUACAAGGCUUAGUACAGUUGAAGUCGGGUGUUCAGUUGUGAAAGAUGGCCUUGAGUCUCUUGUUGCUAUUGAAGUUUUACGUGGAGAGUUCAGCGGUAAAAUCACUGCUUGCACUGUGCACGUCCCGCAUAGCCUCCUGCUUCAUGAUAGCAAACUUGGUGGUAAGAAGGUUGGCGGUGUUAAAGGAGUCAUCCAACUUUUGCAGCCUGUCAUAACUGUGGGUAGGGGAGACAAGCUGAUAGUUGUAAUCCAGACUAGCGAUGGCGUUUCUAAGCGCACCGUCGAGUUUACUCGAAGGAUCAGGAGCUCAGAUGAAGAUGUUAUCACUGUUGGUGCCACUAAGAUGCGCGUUAAGGUUUCUUGGUCGGUAAUGGACUGGUAA
Messenger RNA from Miscanthus lutarioriparius, 948 nucleotides. The record is from the annotation of a GenBank genome assembly. Lineage: Eukaryota; Viridiplantae; Streptophyta; Magnoliopsida; Poales; Poaceae.